Molecule: messenger RNA, 288 nt
Organism: Dibothriocephalus latus
Lineage: Eukaryota; Metazoa; Platyhelminthes; Cestoda; Diphyllobothriidea; Diphyllobothriidae
Source: the annotation of a GenBank genome assembly
AUGUCUAGUUUCGUUCCUCCAGAAAAGAGUCUCAUAGACGCCGAAAUUCUCCUGCUAAAUAUGUGCUUCGACGACAUCGAAGGUUACAUCGGCCAUAUUGUCAGACUAAACAGGGCUCGAUCAUUCAAUUCACUGAACAAACCAACUGUCGAUGAUAAUGUCUCCAUUUCUGGCGGUGACGACAAGAAAAAGAAGAAGAAAAAAUUGAUCUUCAGAAAGCGUUCCACAGCCAAGCCGAAAGAGAAGGAUCUGCCAAAAGUCCUCAGUAAGCUUAAUUUUUUGCACUGA